Molecule: messenger RNA, 1911 nt
Organism: Pseudovirgaria hyperparasitica
Lineage: Eukaryota; Fungi; Ascomycota; Dothideomycetes; Acrospermales; Acrospermaceae
Exons: 1
Coding region: 454-1875 (473 amino acids)
Cellular component (GO): cytoplasm
Molecular function (GO): beta-1,4-mannosyltransferase activity
Source: RefSeq, a predicted model, not a curated record
AGAUAAUGCCUGAGGCAGAAGCAAAAGCAGUCGCGACAUCGAUGACGUUCAGCCAAUCGGUAGAUGAUCGGACGAACAGACGAACAGGAUAUUGCCCAGGUGGAACUGGUGUUGUGGGAUGUUGAGUGCCCCUGGGUCUUCAAUCACCAGUGAUUAGAGCUGAGGUGCCACUCAGUUGACGCCACCAACGUCUAAAAGCAGACGUUGCUACAGCGCAUCGAGUUAGGGGGCGAACAUAUUCUAGUGAUAGCGAUAGUAUGGAUCUUCAGGGGCCAGUUGUUGACAUGCCCGGCACAAUAUAAAAGUUGGAUUUCAUAUGUAUCAUUGCCACCAGUGAAGAAAGAUUGUCUCUUCUCUAGAUAGCAGUUGAGAUUCACCUCGUUGCUGCGCCUGAAAUAUCAAUCCACCCAGAAUCAGCAUUAUAUGCCCGUUGCAUAGAAACAACAGAGAGAUAUGGCAACAAUAACGCAGGCCAACACCCAGUUGAACAACACUCAACACCAACAACACUCAACACGCCCAGAAUCAUGGGAAGACCAACGUUCGUACCGGAUCUGCCAAAUCAUGGACUACAACUGGAUCAUCAUCCCCUCCCUCCUCGCAAUCCUCUACCCAAUCGCCUACCGCCUCUUCUCGAACCCAAACACCAUAUUCUACGUCCCCAUCGACGACACGACAACCUGGACACCCAGCGCCCUCAUCUGGCUCGCAAUGGUCCUCCCCGCCAAACCAUUCCACCACUUCUCCAUGCUCGCCACCUGCUGGCCCUGCCGCCCCUUCCGCCUCACCAACAAGCCCGCCGUACGGCCGUUCAACAGACUCCUCAUAUGUCUCGUGACGCGCGGCGAGCAAGAGGACGUCGUCCGCCGCUCCAUCCUCCCCGUCCAAGACAUCGUCGCGCACAUAGACCCUAAGAUCUCCCUGCACAUCCUCACCGAAGAAGUCAACGCGCACAAAUUCCGCAACGCGGCCGUCUACGCCCCACACGUCCAGGUCCACGGCGUGCCCAAAUCCUACACUCCGCGCUUCGCAAAGCACAAGGCCCGCAGUCUGGAGUGGUUCCGCGUCAACAUGUGUCUACGCGACGAUGAUUGGGUCCUCCAUAUCGACGAGGAAACCCUUAUUGACGCCUACCUGCUCCGCACCUGCAUCACAUAUAUCACGCGUCAAACGCACUGCGAAAUCGGCACCGGUGUCAUCCAUUAUAACAGCAACGGCUACUUCUCCAGCAUCAUCCCGCAGAUUGGCGAUCUCUCACGUGUUCAAGACGACUGGGGUCGCGGGCAGUUCCUCGCGAAUGUGCCUCAUCGAGCGACGCUGGGGAUUCACGGAGCGUUCUUCUUAGCGAGCGGGAAGGUGGAGAACGCAGUGUCGUGGGAGACAGCGCAUCUUACAGAGGACUACUGGUUCUUGCUCGGUGCAAUGAAAAAGGGGUUCAGGAUCGGUUGGGUGCCAGCGAUUGCGAGAGAAGUCUCGCCUAGGUCGAUUGGAGACUAUGUGAAGCAGCGGCGGCGGUGGUACACUGGUGUCAGAACGCUGGGGCAAUGGGAAGGGCGAUGGGUUCUGUUUGCUUGGUUCUGGGGCUUUGUUGAGUUGUUCUACAACAUUUGGACGCUCGCCUCAGGAACAAGUGAGCGGGCGGUGCCGCGAUGGUUGUUUUCGGUCAUCGUAUUUGAAUGGACGUGUUUUCGGCUAUUUUCGUUCUUGACGGUGCUAGUACAGGAUUGGGAUGCUGGAGUGCCAUUUUGGAGGAUGGUGUAUUCGCAAGCAUUGGCGCAGCUCUUGAGGCCGUACGUGGAUCUGCUGGAUAGUUAUGCUGCAGUCGUGUCGGUGCUCAAACCUGACCAGACGUUUCAGAUCAUAAACAAGUCGUGAAUAGAACUCGCAGUUCGUCUGUUCAAGAGAUUUGUG